ACAUCCCACCCUGCACAUGGGCAUCUCUAUAUAGGAUAUGCAUAAAUAUUCACACAACAUGCCAUGUAAAUUACGUCAAAGUAUGAAAGGUAUGAAAAGAAUUGCGAAUGAUUGUUUCAUGGGCUGAUUAUGUUUGUGUGAGUGGAGGUUUGACUUGUAUCAUAAACUUAUGUCAUGAUUUUAAAUUAUGGGGACCUUAUGCAUUUAUGUGUCGUGUGCAUCGGGAUACUUCCUCGUCAUGUUUAGUACGGAUGUGGACCUUAUUAUAUUUAUGUUUGCCAUGACAUCAUGCGCGUCCUUUCCCUAUGUGGUGUUCAACGAUGCAUAAGAGUAUUAUGAGUCAGGCCUAGGGGUAUGUAUACAAGCUUGUUUAGCGGAUCCAUGUGUGCGUGCAUGAGUCGUGUGUGGGGAAGUAUCACACAUCCAACUCUGACAGGAUUGGAAAGCGGAGCCCAUGACCAUACAAUGAUGUUUUAUAAAAGGAUGGGUCCUACCGCGUGCUACUUUUAUUAUUCAAGUAAAGAUCAUGCCGCCUAGAGAACGUGGAAGAGAAUGUAGAGGAAGACAACCCCCUGCCAGAGAACGAGGCAGGGGAACGGAGAGUCUGGUCCAUGAGGGAUUGAUGACUCGAACUAACGCAGCAGUGCCACCCCCAGCAGCACCUCGAACUGGAUUAGACCCUACAACUGCCAUGAUGUGGGAGUCAUUCAAGGCGUUGAUGCAAACUUUUGUGGCCACCCAAUAGGCCAACAUGGCAACGUCAACUCGAGGAGCAAGGUACUUUAAGGAUUUCAAGAGGUACGACCCUCGUAUCUUUAACGGGACCUCGAAAGAUCCGACAGUUGCAGAAAUGUGGGUGUUGUCGAUGGAGAACAUUUUUCGGUUGAUGAACUGCCCUGAUGAUCGGAAAGUGUCGUUUGCAUCUUUCAUGUUGCAGGGCGAUGCAGAGUUAUGGUGGGAAUUCACUCGGGAGAUCCUUAGCCCUAAUGGAGGAGUGAUCACAUGGCUAGAAUUUAGAGAAGCUUUUUGGGCAAAGUACAACUCAGACGAGGCCCGACUCCGAAAACAACAGGAAUUCACCCAGUUGACACAGAGUGGACGCUCCGUCACUACCUAUGCAAGAGAGUUCAUGAGAUUGAAGCGCUUUGCUUUGGAGUUGGUUGAUACAGAACUAAAGUUAGCUCAGAGAUUCAUCCUAGGCUUGGACCAGAGUAUUCGUGGCACGGUUAAGGCCAUAAACCCUACCACAUAUGCUGCUGCUCUGAGGGCAGCUAAGGCUAUGGAUGGGAACAGAGGCGAAGAACUCCGAGAACCGCCAACACCGAUAGCUGUAGGGGGACAGAAGCGACAAUAUAACGAGAUCGACCCACACUGUCAGUUGCCAAUGCACCCACAACAGACUGACGGAUACCGCAGGGACCUAGGGCGAGGUCAACAGUUAGACCGACGGAGGGUCAGGGGAUGGUUCCUGGCUCGGACUAGAGCAUGCUUUAGGUGCGGCCAAGAGGGUCACAUUGCCAUGAAUUGUCUAGAGAGACACAUUGAGAAUCCUCCUAACCAGCUAAGAGAUCUAGGCAAUGCGAGGAGGACCGUGUAGACCAGCUCCUAGCGAGAGCUUAUGCUUCCAUCAUCAAUAAGGACACUGAAAACGCCGAUGUAGUGGUGUCAGGUACCCUAUCCAUUCUUGCCAGGUACCCUAACAUUGUUUGAUUUAAGAUCUACCCUUUCUUUCAUAUCUGUAUCGCAUGUAUUAUCUGGUCGAAUUAAGUUAGUUUAGGUUUGAAUAGUAGAAUAGGUUUAAUUGCUAAGGAUAGAGUGAAGGGUAGGCAAGUGUUAAUUUCAGGGUAGACCCUAAAUGUAAUUUUAAUAAUUGUAGACAUGAGUGAUUUUGAUGUAAUAUUCGGGAUGAUUUUGAUGUAAUACUUGGAAUGGAUUAAAUCUUUUAACAUAUCCCAACUCGAUG
This is a messenger RNA of Cucurbita pepo subsp. pepo (vegetable marrow), 1963 nucleotides long. The record is from RefSeq and is a predicted model, not a curated record. NCBI's taxonomy places the organism in Eukaryota, Viridiplantae, Streptophyta, Magnoliopsida, Cucurbitales, Cucurbitaceae.